GACACUGAAAGCAGCAAGGCAAAAUGGACUCAGCGGACGAUGAAGAUGAGGACGAUCUCCUCAGCUUUGAAAUACAGCAGAGCAUUCAUGAUUCAUGUCGGAGGGAACACCAGAACGCAUGCAGGAAGCGGGAAGCUCAGCAACUUGUGGAUGCCAUAGAGAAAGGUGACCUCUCGACUCUGCAGCAGCUCUCUGAUUCCCCAGGAUGCUUCAAGCAGACAGAUGAGCACGGCUGGUUCCCUCUGCACAGAGCUGUGGUUCAGCCUCUCGUCUCUGUUCUGGAAGCAGUUCUAUAUGCCUCUUACAGUCUCACUCUAGAGGAAACCACUCUGGAUGGAGAAACCUUCCUGACUCUAGCUGUGAAAGCAGGAUUAGAGGAGAAUGUGAAGCUGCUUCUGGACCAUGGAGCUUCCCCUCACACCACCAACAGCAAGAAUGAAUCCCCUCUGCUUCUAGCGGUGCGAGCUGGAUCUACUCGUAUGGUGUGCAGUCUGAUCUCAGCUGGAGCUCGGGUAGAGCAGGUCUGUUUGAAGAGGUGGACGGCCAUGCACGAGGCGUCCAGGUCCGGCUGUGUCAAGGUCAUGGAACUGCUGCUGCAUCGAGGAGGGCAGGUCUCCGAGAGAGACCAGCAUGGGGUGACUCCUCUGGGCAUCGCCGCUGAGUACAGCCACCCGGAAGUUCUGGAGCUCCUCAUCCAACAUGGUGCAGAUGUUAAUGCUCAGGCACCUAACGGGGACAGUGUUCUCUACGAUGCAGCAGGAUCUGGGAAUCCAGACUGCGUGGAGAUCCUUCUUCAACAUGGAGCCAAUCCAAACGUCCAUAACCUGAGCUCCCAGCUGCCCAUCCACCGAGCAGCGUAUGAAGGUCACUACCUGGUUUUGAGGAUUUUGAUUCCGAUCACCACUCGACGCGCUCUGCGACUGUCAGGCCAAAGUCCAGUCCACUCUGCUGCAGAUGGAGGCCACGCCCACUGCCUGGAGCUCCUGCUGAAGAGCGGCUUCGACGUCAAUGCACUUUUAGCGCCAUACAUUAGCGAGAAUUUCGGCGAUAUGAGGAGGAGCCCGCUCUACUUUACAGUCUCAAAUGGCGACACCACAUGCACGGAAAUGCUGCUGAAGUCUGGAGCAAAACCGGACUUGGACCCUCUGCGCUGCCUCCUGGUGGCGGUCCGGUCUGGACGCUACGAAAUUGUGAAACUUCUACUGGCAGCGAAAGCAAAUGUGAACUGUUACUUCACAGUACUGAAUGACACGGUGUUCCCCACAGCGCUGCAGUACUGUCUGAAAGAUGAGGUGAUGCUGAGGCUGCUGUUGAACUAUGGCUACGACGCCACCAAGUGCUUCCUCUGUAACCAUGGAGACGAAUGGGAUGACAUCAAUGAGGCUGGCCUCUCAGAGCAGCUGGAUGAGAAGGUUACUUUUUGUGACUUGGUCAGCGUGUCCUCUCUGGUGAACCUGGUGGGCCGGGUGGUGUCCAUCCUCCUGGACUACGUUGGGCAAGUCUCACUCUGCGGAAAACUGAAAAGAAUUUUGGAAAGACAAGAAGAGUGGCCAUACAUCCAGGAGACCACUUGUAACCCUCGCUCGCUCUGCCACCUGAGCAGACUGACCGUCAGGAGAAACCUGCAUGGUGAGCUGAGGUCCAUCCAUCUGCCCAACAGACUGAAGGACUAUUUGCUCUUUAAGGAGAACGACCUGUACAGUAAAAUCAUCUGCACUGAAGAAACCUGA
Synchiropus splendidus (mandarinfish) is the source of this 1730-nucleotide messenger RNA. RefSeq names its product ankyrin repeat and SOCS box containing 15a (gene asb15a). NCBI's taxonomy places the organism in Eukaryota, Metazoa, Chordata, Actinopteri, Syngnathiformes, Callionymidae. Gene Ontology annotation, cellular component: nucleus. Gene Ontology annotation, molecular function: RNA polymerase II-specific DNA-binding transcription factor binding. Bases 24 to 1730 code for a protein of 568 amino acids. The transcript is spliced from 10 exons. The record is from RefSeq and is a predicted model, not a curated record. Gene Ontology annotation, biological process: intracellular signal transduction; regulation of transcription by RNA polymerase II.